This is a messenger RNA of Pistacia vera, 3837 nucleotides long. RefSeq names its product syndetin. NCBI's taxonomy places the organism in Eukaryota, Viridiplantae, Streptophyta, Magnoliopsida, Sapindales, Anacardiaceae. Gene Ontology annotation, cellular component: EARP complex. Gene Ontology annotation, molecular function: SNARE binding. Gene Ontology annotation, biological process: endocytic recycling; retrograde transport, endosome to Golgi. Bases 225 to 3617 code for a protein of 1130 amino acids. The transcript is spliced from 25 exons. The record is from RefSeq and is a predicted model, not a curated record.
AAGUCAGCUUGAGCUCGCUACAGCCUACACAGAGCUACAGAAAGUCAUACAAAUAAAAUCAAUAAUAAUCAGUUUCCCUACCAAACAAACAGAGCCCAACAGUUAUCACCAUCACCACUCCUCUGGAACUUAUCACAUCUAAAUUUCCAAUUAGAUCUCUUUGUAACACUCGAAUCAAAUGGCUUACAGUUCAACAAGUUGUGAUCUAGGGGCGUGGAGUUGAGAUGCAGCCGAAUCUGUUCCCAUUCGUUACCGUAUCGGGGAAUCCUUUUCUGUUCAAUGAAGAUUUGAGGGAGGGAGGAGGUUUCCAGAGCUCUAGCGUCUUCUUCUUGGUCCCGUUCUUGUUAUUCCAAGGAGGCGGAAUGGAUUUGUCCAAGGUCGGUGAGAAGAUUCUUAGUUCCGUACGCUCCGCUAGAUCCAUUGGACUAUUGCCUUCCUCUUCUGAUCGGCCCGAGGUUCCAGCUAGGGCUGCGGCAGCUGCAGUUGUUGCUCGUGCUCUUGCAGGACUGCCUGCUCACCAAAGGUUCAGUCUUCCGUCGAGUUCUGAAGAACUUCGCUCUAUAUAUGGAAGUAGACCUCAGGUUGAGAUAGUGGAAGAGCUAGAAGAAGAGUUCUACAAAGAGGAUUUUGAUCCAAUAAGUCAUAUUUUAGAGCAUAUUCCCUCUGAAGAAAAUGAGCUUGAAUAUUUUGAGAAACAGGCCACUCUUCGAAUAUCACAACUAGAUAGAGUAGCUGAGCUUCUAUCUCGCAAUGUCAUGGAGCAUCAUGAAGUUAUGGUGAAGGGGAUGAAUUUAGUCAGGGAACUGGAGAAAGACUUGAAGGUUGCUAAUGUUAUCUGUAUGAAUGGAAGACGCCAUAUAAACUCAUCAAUCAAUGAAGUUUCAAGGGAUCUCAUUGUAAAUGCUAAUUCGAAAAAGAAGCAAACACUUCUGGACAUGAUUCCAAUAUUGACUGAGCUUUGUGUUGCUCGGGACAUGCAAUUGGCACUUGAAUCCCUUGUUGAGGGAGGAAAUUACUGCAAGGCAUUUCAAGUCCUCUCUGAGUAUUUGCAGCUACUAGAUAGUUAUUCAGAGCUCUCAGCAAUACAAGAGAUGAGCCGUGGUGUUGAGGUUUGGCUGAGCAGAACUCUUCAGAAGCUGGAUUCUUUACUGUUGGGAGUGUGCCAGGAGUUUAAAGAGGAGGCAUAUAUUAAUGUUGUUGAUGCUUAUGCAUUAAUCGGGGAUGUAUCUGGUCUUGCUGAGAAGAUACAAAGCUUCUUUAUGCAGGAAGUUAUUUCGGAGACCCACUUUGUGUUGAAGAGUAUAGUGCUAGAGGAUCAUGAUUUGGACAUGCAAAAUUUUCAAUUCAGACUUACCUACAGUGAUCUGUGCCUGAGGAUACCUGAAUCUAAGUUCAGACAGUGUUUAUUGAAAACGUUAGCCGUUUUAUUUAAGUUGAUGUGUUCAUAUCAUGAAAUUAUGAGCUUUCAGCCAGAGAAUAAGAGUUCUCUGUGUCAGACCUCAAAUAGGAAAAAGGAUAGUGAUAUCUCUUGGAGUUCAGGAGAGGUUCAGCAAAUUGAUUCACUCAGUAGAAAUUCUUGCAAUUCCAUGGGAGUUAAUGACUCUCUCUCUGAAUCUGUAGACAAGACGUCUGGUUUGUCUUCUGCAGUGGAAUCUACAACCACCAUCUCUUUGGCUGAGCCAGCAGGGACUAGUUCAACAUGCAUAGAAUCUCAAGGUUCUGUAGAGGAGGCUAGGGAUGAUGGUAGUGCAGCAUCCAGUAGUGGAUCCCCAUGGUAUCAGCUCCGAAAAGAUGCUACUGCUUUUGUUUCACAAACUCUUCUGAGAGGCCGUAAGAAUCUUUGGCAACUUACGACUAGUCGGGUAUCAGUAUUGCUUUCUUCAGCUGCGGUUUGUUCUACAAGCAUUCACCAAUUCUUGAAAAAUUACGAAGAUUUGAAUGUCUUCAUCUUGGCUGGGGAAGCCUUCUGUGGGAUUGAGGCAGUUGAGUUCAGGCACAAAUUGAAGGCUGUUUGUGAAAAUUAUUUUGUAGCAUUUCAUCGUCAAAGUAUAUUUGCGCUUAAAAUGGUUCUGGAGAAGGAAAUUUGGAUGAAAUUGCCGCCAGAUACUGUAGAAGGGGUUAGUUUUGCUGGGCUUGUAGGUGAUGGAGCAGCUUUAAUUGCUUCAUCCAACUCUUCUAAUGCUAGAGUACUUCAUUCUGAUAAAUCUGCGAAUUCAGUCAGUAGCAGUGCCGAGAAAAGUGGAUUUUCUCAUUGGGUUAAAUCUGGGAACCCUUUUUCAGUAAAAUUAACAUAUACUUCCAAAGAAGGUCCUAAUUCCCCCCAACUUAAUGGAGCUACUGCUGGGGAAUGCGAUGGAAAUAUUAAUGAUUAUUGUCAUGGUGAUAAGGCCACUCCAAAAAGUGGUGGUGCAAGUCGCAUGAAUGGUAUCAAUUCGAUCCUAGAAGAUGAAAAUGAAGAUCUUCUUGCAGAUUUUAUAGAUGAAGAUAGUCAACUUCCAAGUCGAAUUUCAAAAUCCAAUAAUCGGAGAAUUCACUCUUCAAAUUCAAACGAUGACGAAACAACUGCCCAAACAGGAUCAUCUCUUUGCCUUCUCAGGUCGAUGGAUAAAUAUGCAAGGCUUAUGCAGAAAUUAGAAAUUGUUAAUUUUGAGUUUUUUAAGGGGAUAUGCCAAUUGUUUGACGUUUUUUUCUAUUAUGUAUUUGAAACAUUCGGUCAGCAAAACAAUAAUUCAAAUGCAAAAGGCUCAAACAACCCACUUAAUUAUCGGCUGAAGACAGCCUUAACCAGGAUAGCACAAGAUUGUGAUGAGUGGUUAAAACCACAGUUGACAUCAUUUUUACCCUCUUCACCUGCACCUUUGACUCAUGUGGAUGUUACACCUACUAGUCCUCCGAGUCACCCACCAGGCUCAUCUUUUGGUCUCAAGGAAAGGUGUGCAGGUGCUGACACUAUAUCUCUUGUUGCUCGGUUUUUGUAUAGAUCAAGAACUCAUCUCCAGUCAAUGCUUCUGCAAAGUAAUGCAGUUGAAGAUUUCUAUGUCCACCUGGUGGACUCUGUGCCAGAUCUUACGGAGCACAUACAUAGGACAACUGCAAGAUUACUGCUCCAUAUUGAUGGCUAUGUUGAUCGAAUUUCUAAUGCUAAAUGGGAAGUAAAGGAGCUUGGACUUGAACAUAAUGGAUAUGUUGAUUUGUUGUUGGGAGAAUUUAAGCACUAUAAAACAAGGCUUGCUCAUGGAGGUAUUCGCAAAGAGGUUCAAGACCGCCUGUUAGAAUAUGGAGUUGAAAUUGUUGCUGAAACUCUUAUAGAAGGUCUAUCAAGAGUAAAGAGAUGUACUGAUGAAGGACGAGCUCUCAUGUCAUUAGAUCUUCAGGUUUUAAUCAAUGGUCUCCAACAUUUUGUCUCCAUGAAUGUCAAGCCAAAGUUACAAAUAGUUGAAACUUUCAUCAAGGCUUACUACCUACCGGAAACUGAAUAUGUUCACUGGGCAGCUGCUCACCCUGAAUAUAGCAAAAGUCAAAUUGUGGGGCUGAUCAACCUCGUAGCUUCAAUGAAAGGUUGGAAGAGAAAAACCAGGUUGGAAACACUAGAAAAGAUUGAGUCAGCCGUUGUGUAGUGGACAAAACCAUGUAAAGUUUCAGGCUUCGCAAUACCCUUUUUUUUGGGGGGGUCCUUUUCACAGUGAUGUAAAUUGAUCUCACUUAAUUAUGUAGAGUGCAUUUUAAGGUUGUAUAUUUUGAGAUGCCUCUCUCUGUAAUUCAUGGUCUUCCUUAUAAGGAAAUGUCAGAUGUAAUUUUGGAUCACAUCAUAUCUCAACAUAAUGAGUUUGUUUUCAA